ACGAGAAGCACGCGAGCGAUUUGGGGAGCCUGCCAUAUCGUUCAUUCCAUCACUUUCUGGGGUGCUGCCCACCCCUUCGCCUGCGAUCCGCCUGUACGUCGCUCGCGACCCCUACAUCAUUGCCGUCGCAGGUGGUGACGCCCAGCGUAUGUCAGAUAUCUGUGCUAUUUCAAGGCACCUCCCUGCUUUUGGCCAGGGAAGAGCGAGGAUCACCGCUGACACACGCCUCACCUUCCCUCCGACCCUUGUUGAAGCAUAUAUAAAUUUGACCGACAUCCCCAACCCCCUCUGUCAAGUGUGGUUAUUGUCUGUCUUCCAGAGACAGAAAAUCUCAGCUCGCCCCCAUUUCUUGUCCUGAUCGCCAUCAACCAUGUCAUCCUCUAGGGGGGUCCUUCGCUUCCUCAGGACUAUCCAAGUCAUGAGGCUCUAUGAGACUUAUAUCAGCCGUGCCAGCCCGACUCAACUGUCGCUGCUGGAGUCCGCCGUGUCCUCGCCACAGAACAACAAACACUACAACGGCCAGGACGAUGUUUUUCAGCUGGCGGGAAUCCUUGCAGAAAAAAUUAUCCGGAACCAUGCUUACCAGGACGGAAACAAAAGGACUGCGCUCCUGGCGGCAGACAUGUUCCUGAAGAUCAACGGAUUCCAGUUGCAGAAAAAACCUUUUGACAGAGAUGAGGUCAAUGACGGUCUGAAGGAUGCACACUUGGCGGUCGCGGCGAAUCGAUGGACUGCCGGCAACCUAGCAGAGCACUACAAAGGCAUCGCGAAGCCUGUCAGCAAAAUAUGCCGCGAAAUUCGACAAUACGUCAAGGAGUCUGAGGAGUCCUGAUGGUGUUUGCCGCCUAGUAACUGAGGCCGUUCGACACAAGCAGCAAGGGAGCGGUAUCUAACAUCUUUAGCAAGCGAAAGGGUGGCGGCAGCGGCAAUGGCUAGCUGUAAGAAACGGGACUUCAUUAGGUUCGAUUGCAGGAAUGAUGGACAGCCGUAACAGAGAUAGGUCGGCGUAUCAGACCCGGCAGUUACAAUAUAGAUUUCUAGCCCAUAUACCGCGUGAUACUUCUACGUGUGCUUGAGCGCCUCCAACGUGUCCUUGAGCUCCUCAGCGCUAUCCCUCGAUGCCCGUUCAAAGUCUU
This is a messenger RNA of Durotheca rogersii, 1136 nucleotides long. Its product is annotated as DOC family protein. Gene Ontology annotation, molecular function: kinase activity. The transcript has a single exon. Lineage: Eukaryota; Fungi; Ascomycota; Sordariomycetes; Xylariales; Xylariaceae. Bases 371 to 832 code for a protein of 153 amino acids. The record is from RefSeq and is a predicted model, not a curated record.